Molecule: messenger RNA, 1468 nt
Organism: Pygocentrus nattereri (red-bellied piranha)
Lineage: Eukaryota; Metazoa; Chordata; Actinopteri; Characiformes; Serrasalmidae
Gene: rnf2
Product: ring finger protein 2
Exons: 7
Coding region: 171-1181 (336 amino acids)
Cellular component (GO): ubiquitin ligase complex; PcG protein complex
Molecular function (GO): chromatin binding; ubiquitin protein ligase activity
Source: RefSeq, a predicted model, not a curated record
UUUGAUUUAUUUCUCCUUUUUUUCUCGCUCUUAUACGUGUGCUGUUCUGUUUGACUACAUUUCCCAUGGUGCACUGCGGGCGUAAUAUGCCGCCAUAUCGAGCUACACACAACUGGAAGCGUUCACAACACAGAAAGAGAGGCGAACCUUCUCUUUAUUAGUGGGCAAAGAUGACUCAGACAGUUCAGACAAAUGGGGUCCAACCCCUCAGCAAGACCUGGGAGCUGAGUCUCUACGAGCUACAGAGAACUCCACAGGAGGCCAUCACAGAUGGUCUGGAGAUAGCCGUGUCCCCCCGUAGCUUACACAGCGAGCUGAUGUGUCCCAUCUGCCUGGACAUGCUGAAGAAUACCAUGACCACUAAGGAGUGCCUGCACCGCUUCUGUGCAGACUGCAUCAUCACAGCCCUCAGAUCUGGGAACAAGGAGUGUCCGACGUGCAGAAAGAAGCUGGUGUCGAAGCGUUCGCUCCGUCCCGACCCCAACUUCGAUGCCCUGAUCAGUAAAAUAUACCCCAGCAGAGACGAAUACGAGGCCCACCAGGAGAGAGUGCUGGCCCGCAUCAGCAAGCACAACAACCAGCAGGCCCUCAGCCACAGCAUUGAGGAGGGCCUCAAGAUCCAGGCCAUGAACAGACUGCAGCGGGGGAAGAAGCACCAGAUUGAGAACGGCAGCGGCGCAGAGGACAACGGGGACAGUUCACACUGCAGCAAUGCUUCAGUGCACAGUAACCAGGAGGCAGGUCCCAGUAUCAAACGCACCAAAACCUCAGACGACUCAGGCCUGGACAUGGACAACGCCACAGAGAACGGCGGAGGGGACAUGGCCCUGGAUGGAGCCAGUGAGAUCGAGCUUGUGUUCAGGCCUCAUCCCACGCUGAUGGAGAAAGAAGACGCCGCACAAACAAGGUACAUCAAGACUUCGGGGAACGCCACAGUGGAUCAUCUCUCCAAAUACCUGGCUGUGAGACUCGCCUUGGAGGAGCUGCGCAAGAACGGAGGGGCCAGUCCCAUCAAUGUGGAGGCGGCCAGCGAAAAACAGUACACCAUCUACAUCCCCACAGCCAACAACCAGUUCACUGUCCUGAACGGCUCCUUCUCUCUGGAGCUGGUGAGUGAGAAAUACUGGAAGGUGAAUAAACCCAUGGAGCUGUACUUCGCACCCACGAAGGAGCACAAAUGAAUCCAGUGAUACACAAGGGUCUGAAACGGCCCGGGACGGACUGAUGGAGCUUCAUUUCCUCUCCUUUCCCUUAUUUCUCUCUCUCUCUGUCUCUGUCUCUCUCCCAAACACUCUCUCUCUCUCUCUCUCUCUCUCUCUCUCUCUCUCUCUCUUAUUUUCUCUUUUUCUCUCUCUCUCCUUUUCUCUCUUGUCUGGAGUACAUUAGUCAUAGAGCGCUUGCUCUUCAACAACUGUGGCUGCUUUUUUUUUUUUUUUUUCCUUUCUUUUUCCCCCUUUACUUUUUUUUU